This is a messenger RNA of Scylla paramamosain (green mud crab), 2651 nucleotides long. Its product is annotated as protein lin-54 homolog. Lineage: Eukaryota; Metazoa; Arthropoda; Malacostraca; Decapoda; Portunidae. Gene Ontology annotation, cellular component: nucleus. The coding region runs from base 1391 to 2356 and encodes 321 amino acids. The record is from RefSeq and is a predicted model, not a curated record. Gene Ontology annotation, biological process: regulation of DNA-templated transcription. The transcript is spliced from 8 exons.
GGUAGGAAAAUGUGUGUGUGUGUGUGUGUGUGUGUGUGUGUGUGUGUGUGUGUGUAUCAUCAUCAUCAGGUCGUUGCCGAUUCCUUAAGAUUAAGAAUACGGCCUUCAGUGUUAAUCUGGCGUCACCAAAGCAAGUAAUAGCAUCGGGUCAUACGGCAAACACCUAACUUCUUGAAUCAUUUACCUGGCAGUGUCGCAGCUCCACGACCAUUAUUCUGAAAGACUUCUGUGCCGCACCUCCACUACAUUCAAAGGACCUAGUUUAAGUUACAUGGGUUGUUAAGUUUUUUUUUUUUUUUAACGGCUCUAAUGACAGAUUAUCAUGAUUUCUAUUUUCCAAAGGUCUAGUUGAAGCUACAUUGUUUUUUAAGGGUCUUUUUACGGUUCUAGUGACAGAUUAACAAGACUUCUACAUUUAAAAGGCUCUAAUUGAAGAUAAGUGUUUUUUCUACGGUUCGAGUGACAGAUUAAUUCCACUUUCACACAUUUCGACUUUUUACUGUCCAUGACCCGGCACCGUGUAUGCUACACACGUGUGCCAAGUCUAGAAAGCCUUGCUCACGCGGGGAAACCACCUUUCUCAGUGCACGUACCAUAAGACACCAAGGAAGACUUUAUACCUUCCUCGUGAGACGCAGAGCCUGAGUCCCGGGACUGAUGGUACAGAGAAAGGCAAAGGGAAGGCAUCAGUACAUCCCACAGGAUCAGUCAAUCCCACCAAGCCAUCGCGCUCUCCCACCCGCCUAAUAAGCCUUCCUAGCCUUCACCCUCUGUCUUGCCUGCUUUCAUGGUCUGCCUCCUGAUGCUUCUUGAAGUACUUUUUUUUUUCUUCUUCUUUCUCUCUUCCCUUAGUUAUACUAUGGCUACUUUUCGGAGAACAUUUUCUUUCCCCUGCGAAAGUUUGCAGGGUUACGCUUCAUUAGGACCACCCGCAGCAGAUUUAUGAAAGGGUUGCCUCUCAUUAGCAUAUUCACUGUAAUCAGCAUUCUUUAAUUACAUCACCUUGACAGUAAAGUAGUGAACAUCACAUUUACAACACUGACUGGAGGAAGAAGGUGAGAGGAGCAUGGCAACUUUCAAAAACGCACCUUUCACCUUGCCAGAUCACGCUGGUGCAAGCGCGCACGCACACACACAUACAUUUAACACUGAGCACACAGCAUCCUACGUCUUGCUGCUGGAUUAGAAGGUAAGUAACAGAACAAGUCACCUGUAAGUACCAUCAGUUUGUGGAGCCUACAAGGGUCAGUUGUGAGAGUAGACAUGUAUGUACACCAGACCACAUUGCAGGUAUCAUAACUGAUUGACCAUAAACCCUCUUUGGUUUGAGAGCAUAUAGGACUUGUGAUGAUGUAGCUGUGAGAGAAACGUUUCCAACUGACAUGCUAACAUGCCUGCCUUGCCUGUGCAGACGGUGACCAAGGUGAUCAUCAGCAGUCAGGCUGGCGGGGACAUGAGCAACAUUGGGAACCAGCAGGUGCACCUCAUCACCAGCCAGAGUGGUAAUACUGCAGCCUCCCCUGCCAAGCUGACCUUGCAGCAGGCACAGCAUGUGGGUUUCUUGCCAUCCUCCAAGCCACAGGGCCAAUCUCCAAACAAGAUUGUUGUGCAGCGGGUGAGUAUGGGUGGAGUGUCCCCUGUGAAGAGUCCCAAUAAGUUGGUCCCUGUGUCCUCCAAGUCACCCACCAAAAUUGCCCCAGCCCCUCCUUCCACACAGCAGAUGAACUAUAUUCGACUAGUGAGUCCUGGAGUUGGUGGAGGAGGAGGAGGAGGAGGAGGAGGCAGCGCCACACUCAUACGCCCAACACCUCCCACCAACAAGCCCAUUGCUCCUGCUGCCUCUCAGCCCAUCAAAAUUAAGGCUAUGCCCAUUGCUCCCAAUCAGACCAGGAACAAGCAGCGCGUGAUCAUCCCAGUGUCCGGCUCAGGCUCGUCCAAUGUGUCGGGUGGGAUGCCUCAGACCAACCUGACCCUCCCAGCCUCUGCCCUGCCCCCAGGAGUCCUUUCCAACACCCAGCCAGGUUCAGUGGUUAUGAUCCCAGCUCACUACAUGUCACAGCUUCAGUCAAACACUACAAGCAACAGCACAAUUCAAGCAUCAAACCAGAUUCCUCCAGGAACCAUCAUCCCACACACCACAAAGCCACAGCCUUCUCGCACAAUCAUUGAUGCAAAUGGGAUCAGACCAAGAAAACCUUGCAACUGUACAAAGAGCCAGUGUCUUAAAUUGUAUGUCGUGGUGGAAGAGUUGGUAGCCCUGCACAUGUCCAUCCGAGAAUUACGUCACAGGUGGGCACAAGCCGCAGUCAUUCGCCGGCGCCUCCCUGCAGUCUCAGGUAGCAGCGGCGAUGCGUAGUGCUGUUGCUUUGUACUGAGUGAGCGUGAAAGAACCCUCGUGACGAUAUAUGGUGAUGGACGUGUGGGCCUUUACGUUGUGGAAACAGAAGUUGAGGGGCGGGGAACACUUAAUGGGUGGAUGACCACCAUCAGGGCCGCCAUUCCACCGCAUUCAUGGCCACCCUACCCGCGCUCAUCCAGUCACGUCCCCUUAGUGCAGCGCCCCUCAUCUGUAUGUAUGCUGAAGAGACACGGAAAAAUGAACACUCGUGUCUCUGUGAAAUAUUGUGCGCCAUAAAGUCUCUUGUCCUCAA